AUGCCACAAUAUGCCUUUGUAACCCGUGUUAACGUAUCAACAGGUGGAGGCCGUGGAUUAGGCCUAUGCAUGGCCGAAGGGCUCGUAGAGGCUGGUGGCAAGGUGCAUUGUCUCGACCGGUUACCAGAGCCCCCUCAAGCAUUCCAAGAGGCUCAGGGCCGUCUCAAGAGCAACAUCGGUGCAGGUCUGCAGUACCAUAGGGUGGACGUUACAGACGAGCAGGCGAUGCGAAAGUGCAUUGGCGACAUUGCCUCGGAACACCAAAGGCUUGACGGCCUCAUUGCAGGUACGGAAUUCUUCAAAUACUUUGGAACUCCAAUGCUAACCAUCCCUUCUCCAGCUGCCGGCAUCCAGCAAGUCACACCCGCGAUCGACUUCAAGAAGGAAGACAUCGCGAAGAUGCUCGACGUAAACUAUACCGGCGUGUUCCUAGCAGCCCGAGAAUGCGCCCGUCAGAUGAUGGAAUACAAGAUCCAAGGCUCGAUCUGCCUGGUCGCAAGCAUGAGUGGCACCAUUGCCAACCGAGGCUUCAUCGCGCCCGUUUACAACUCGUCCAAGGCGGCGGUGGUGCAGCUGGCACGGAACCUGGCCAUGGAGUGGGGGCGAAAGAAUCCAGAUGGCUCAGGGGGUAUCCGAGUGAACUCAUUGAGCCCAGGCCAUAUCGUCACGCCGAUGGUGCAAGCCAACUUCGACAAGGGCGAGGCCUCCCGCGAGGAAUGGGAGAACAACAGCAUGUUGGGCAGGCUCAGCACUCCUGAGGAGUACAAGGCUGCGGGACUGUUCAUGUUGAGCAAGGCCAGCAGCUACAUGACUGGGCACGAUCUGAAGCUGGAUGGCGGUACUACCGCUUGGUAA
Messenger RNA from Alternaria infectoria, 855 nucleotides. RefSeq lists its product as uncharacterized. Gene Ontology annotation, molecular function: oxidoreductase activity, acting on NAD(P)H, oxygen as acceptor. The coding region runs from base 1 to 855 and encodes 284 amino acids. Lineage: Eukaryota; Fungi; Ascomycota; Dothideomycetes; Pleosporales; Pleosporaceae. The record is from RefSeq and is a predicted model, not a curated record. The transcript is spliced from 2 exons. Gene Ontology annotation, cellular component: intracellular anatomical structure.